AUCAAACUCGUGAACUAACCCGCACCAAUAGUAACGGAAAAGGUCCACCAACUGAGCCGGCACACAGAAACACCAACUAGCCGGUGACGGAAUUUCCUCUUUUCUCCAAUCACAUCCUUCCACGUCAAUUCCAUCUUCCUCUUCUGUCCCUCCACGUGUCCUGGACUGCCAAACCCUCAUCCACGGUCACCGUCAAAAUCCACCCCUUCCGUGAAACUACCCAAAAAACUUCAAAAUAUAAUUUUCCCCAAUUUCUUUUAAAAAAAAUCUAUUGAAAAAGGGUAAAAAAAACGAACAAAGCACGAAAAGGCAUCGAUAAAUUCUCUCCGGCCAAAAUCAAGAAAAAUAAAAAAAGAAAAAUGAAAACCCUAGCUUCAUCUUCUUUCUCUCUCUAACCUCCUCUCUCUUUCCAUCUCUACCAAUCGUUACUGUGAAACCCCACGGUAGAUCGGCGCCGACGAGUCAAUGGACGACGACGAUGAGAUCCAGUCACACCCGUCUCCGGCGAGCGGAUCCCCGGCGUCGUCGCCGAGGGAGAACGGCCGGAUAACGGUGACGGUGGCGGCGCCGGCACCGCAGCAGCAACCGCCUCCGGCUCCUAAUAGCGUGGCAUUAGCGCUUCCGAUUCAGCAGCAACCAGCGCCUCCCCCGAGGGGAAACGGCGGCGGUAGCGGGGGAGGAGGAGGAGGAGGGAGGGAAGAUUGCUGGAGCGAGGGCGCUACGGCGGUGCUGAUUGACGCGUGGGGAGAGAGGUACCUUGAACUGAGCAGGGGGAACCUGAAACAGAAACACUGGAAGGAGGUAGCGGAGAUCGUGAGCGGAAGAGAGGACUAUGGCAAGACACCAAAGACCGACAUACAGUGCAAGAACCGGAUCGACACCGUCAAGAAGAAGUACAAGCUCGAAAAGGCAAAGAUCGCCAGUGCCGGCGUACCUAGCAAGUGGCCUUUCUAUGAUCGCCUUGACCAGUUGAUCGGUCCCACUGCCAAGAUCCCCGGCGCCGGUAACACCCCCUCCCCGGCCACACAGAAGGUUCCGCUUGGAAUUCCGGUAGGGAUCCGCAGCAGCGGUAAUAACAAUAAUCAGUUCCAAACUCUAAAGAAUCAAAAUCAGAACCAAAACAAGCAGGUGAAGAACCAGAAGCUCUCGUUCCGGAGGCGUCAUCCUACUCAUCCAGAGUCUGAUUCCUCGGAUAGAGACCCGCCGUCUCCGGUGUCCAGUGACAGUUUCCCGCCGGAGAAUUAUGAGCGGAAGAGGCCGAGGAUGCAGCAGCAGAGAGAGAUGGAGAUGAACCCAAACGGGCCUAAAGGAAGGGAACCGGGACUAGUGACGAAGGCGAAGGGGAAGAGCUGGGGGUGUGCAGUGAGGGAAUUGACUCAGGCAAUUCUCAAGUUUGGGGAGGCUUACGAGCAAGCGGAGAGUUCGAAGCUUCAGCAGGUGGUGGAGAUGGAGAAGCAGAGGAUGAAAUUCGCCAAGGAUCUUGAGCUGCAGCGGAUGCAGUUCUUCAUGAAGACACAGUUGGAGAUCUCGCAACUUAAGCUUGGUAAAAAAGGUACCAACAACAAUGCAGGGAAUCACCAUAGCAGCAACACCAACAACCACCAUAACAAUAAUAGUGACAGUGAGUGAGACAUGACUAGGUUAAUUAGGUUCUCAUUGCUAGCCCCUUUUCUGUGAGUGACUGUUGUGAACAAUAAUGUUUUUUUUUUUUUUCUUAGUCUCUUUUUAAGUGUAAUAUGUUUAGUUAUUAUCCCUUAGUUGUUCAGUCUAGUUAACUUAGUGGGGUUGCUGCUGAAGAACGACAUGGGAAGCAGGUGGAGGUGGUGAUGAGGGGGAGGGAGGGGGAGGGAGAGGAUGUCCAAAAUAACCUACUGUCGGUGCAGUAAAAUGUAUUACUUGUCGUGUGUAUUAUUAUUACCAUUCUAAAUUAUCAAUAUCAGGGAUCAUAUCAUCCUCUAUGAUGGCUACUGUGAAUGAUAGAUUGUAUUGUACAUACAAGAUAUACUAGCUGAUAUGGGAGAUCAGUUCUUUUUGA
Arachis duranensis is the source of this 2035-nucleotide messenger RNA. Its product is annotated as trihelix transcription factor ENAP2. The record is from RefSeq and is a predicted model, not a curated record. Gene Ontology annotation, molecular function: transcription cis-regulatory region binding. NCBI's taxonomy places the organism in Eukaryota, Viridiplantae, Streptophyta, Magnoliopsida, Fabales, Fabaceae. Bases 466 to 1629 code for a protein of 387 amino acids. The transcript has a single exon. Gene Ontology annotation, cellular component: nucleus.